Pungitius pungitius (ninespine stickleback) is the source of this 1953-nucleotide messenger RNA. Its product is annotated as neuronal vesicle trafficking-associated protein 1-like. The coding region runs from base 192 to 746 and encodes 184 amino acids. The record is from RefSeq and is a predicted model, not a curated record. Gene Ontology annotation, molecular function: clathrin light chain binding. The transcript is spliced from 5 exons. Gene Ontology annotation, cellular component: membrane; endosome. NCBI's taxonomy places the organism in Eukaryota, Metazoa, Chordata, Actinopteri, Perciformes, Gasterosteidae. Gene Ontology annotation, biological process: clathrin coat assembly; G protein-coupled dopamine receptor signaling pathway; endosomal transport.
AAAAAAAAAAAAAAACCCCAGCUGGCCAUAUUGUGCACCAGCUCCCCGCAAAUCGGCUGCGUCACACCUACAAAAAAAAACAAAAAAACACAUCGCUGCACUGGAGCAAUAUAUUCAGCACACCAGGAGAAAUACGCUGCUUUCAAAGGGCUUUAUCCGCCGAGCUGGUCGGGCUUUUUUGUGCUGAGAAAAUGGUGAAACUGGGGAACAAUUUCAGCGACAAAAAUAACGGGAAGGUGGUGUCUGAGGACGGGUUCGACACCAUCCCUCUCAUAACACCAUUAGAUGCCAGUCAGCUGCAGUUCCCUCCACCAGAUAAGGUGGUGGUGAAGACAAAGGCAGACUAUAUUGAGAGCAAGAAGGGGAAGCUACGAUCUCCUAAAAUCGCCGAAUUCUCCAUAAGCAUCAUUGAAGGCGUAUCUGAGCGACUCAAAGUGACCUUGCUGGUGAUCUGUGCCCUGGCCUUCCUGGUGUGUGUGGUGUUCCUGGUCGUCUACAAGGUCUACCAGUACGAGCAGCCGUGCCCCGACAGCUUUGUUUACACGCAAGGUCGCUGCAUGCCGGCUGGGAUGUAUGGAAACUACCCCCCUCAGGGCCCUGGGGGCCGCGGGCGCCUCUUCACCCUCAUCAACCACUACAACAUAGCCAAGCAGACCAUCACCCGGUCAGUAUCUCCAUGGAUGACCAUCAUGUCUGAGGAAAAGGUCACCCAGCAGGAGACGGAGACCGCCCAGAAACUGGCUUAACCCACCCCGGGAUCAGGGGGUGGACUCGCCUGCUUCAGAAAUAAAGAAAAUAAAUAAAUAAUAUGGUUGUGCCAUUCAAGCAAACCUCAGAGUCCUGGGGCUUUCUGUUGGUGAGAAAGCGACUCACCUUUACCUGGAGAUGCUCUGCAGGCUUGUUGAUGUAGUUCUGGGGAGCUUUUGUUUACUGUAGCGGGAAAUUUAGUCAGCAAAGCAAGCCUCAACCGACGGGUGGAUUCAUGGUUUGUUUGAAUCGCACGUGUUGUUAUUUAUUUACACUUUCAAAUUGUGGCUAACGUAUAAAAAGCCACGGGGAUACACACACACACAUACACACGCGCGCGCACACACACACGCACACACAAUGACUUCCCUGUCUUUGUACACAGACACGUAUGCACCUAACAGAACACUCUUUAGUACUCACAUUGUGAAACAACUGUGAACCAUCUUGUGUCUGCGUUGCUUGUUUUAACUCACAAGCCCCGGCGACUUCUGUCGGCUUCUAAGCCUUUUUCUUUUCAAAUAGGUCCAGUACUGAUGUUGCAUGUCCGACCUCAUGAGGUCCAGUGGUAAAUUUCUCACGAAGCAACAAAGUUUGCAGCACAUUUGCCUCAGAUGUCAUCCUGUGUCAAAACAUUUUACUGUCAUGAUGUUGUGAAGAAAUGAGGCUUUGACCUGGAGGAAACCUUAUAACCAGCGGAAAAAAAACAAAAAAAAAUAUUUUAAUUGUGUUGUUUUGAAGCGGCCCAUACGGCUCUGUGCAUAUAGUGCUGUUAAGGAGUCUUAAGUAUUUUAUGCAUCAAGUCUUUUCAACCAGCAUUAACGAUUGUCUCCAACCAUCUGAACUCUCUGUGAACACUAUGUGCUUUUCUUUGCUGGCCACUUAACGGUCACUUUUCAUAGUACACAUUUUAUGCUACUGAAUGUUUUUUGCAUUGCUAGGGAAGAUACUGUAUUGCGCAACGCUUUGCGUUGAUUGAUUGUCACCAUAGAUGGCUGUUGACAGACACUAGACUUAGGUUGAUGUAGUGGAACAAUCUGGCGGUAGUCGCUUGUCCUGUUGCUGUUUUCUGCGUUUCUCAUUUAACUUGAACUGUCACAAAUUAUGUACUUUUUUCAAACAAUGUAACUAUUUCCAUUGAAGUGCAUUUGCUACAUGAAAGAAUUGUUCAAUGAAAAACUGAAAUAAAGUGCCCACAUUUCACUA